AGUCCGUGCCGGCCUCAUACUGCCAUUUCUGAUACUCUGAUCGUGUCUCCGGCUCUCCCGCUUGAAGAUUCCACGGCCGGCGGUGGCGAUCUGAGUCACCGGAGGAGCUUCCAGUGCGGCCGGAGCUGGCCAAAUGCUCGGCCUACUCGUAGUGCGGGUGAAUCGAGGCGUCAACCUCGCCAUCCGCGACCUACGGAGCAGCGACCCUUAUGUCAUCCUCAAGAUGGAGAAACAGAAACUGAAGACUCGGGUGAUAAAACAUAAUAUUAAUCCUGUUUGGAAUGAGGAUUUGACUCUUUCUGUUGGAGACCCUUGUGCUCCAGUGAGACUCGAAGUUUAUGACAAGGAUACCUUCAGUCGGGAUGAUCCCAUGGGCGAUGCCGAGUUCGACAUAGCCCCACUUGUGGAAGUUGUUAGGAUGAACCUACAAAAUGUUCCAAAUGGCCAUGUAAUAAAGACACUAGUGCCAUGCAGGAACAACUGCCUGGCCGAGGAGAGCCCUAUAUAUUGGUCAGAUGGUAAGGUGUACCAAGACAUUGUCCUUCGACUUCGAAAUGUUGAGUGUGGCGAAAUCGAACUCCAGCUUGAAUGGGUUAACAUCGAAGGUUCUAAGAGUACUUGAUAUUCACGGGAUCCUCAUCGUUGGCAUUUCUAGGAUGAGCUAUCUAUAUAAUGUAUGUACUAGUAAAAUUAGAUGAUCUGUACUUAAUGCACUAUAGUUAGGUAGAUGAGUAGAGAGUUCUUAUGCUGCUGCGUGAGGGUGUGGUCAUGUUGAUUUGGGUUAUAAAAUGCCAUGUCGGAUCAUCAAUGGUAGAAGGAAAUGACUUCCUGUUGUACUAUAAUGCAACUAGAAUGUUGGAAUUUGAAACUGCUGCUAAGUUGCAGUCUUGCAGAUAAAAA
This is a messenger RNA of Zingiber officinale, 900 nucleotides long. Its product is annotated as GTPase activating protein 1-like. The coding region runs from base 134 to 622 and encodes 162 amino acids. The record is from RefSeq and is a predicted model, not a curated record. The transcript is spliced from 3 exons. Lineage: Eukaryota; Viridiplantae; Streptophyta; Magnoliopsida; Zingiberales; Zingiberaceae.